AUGUUACCUCCUCAUCUCUUCAAAUCUUCUGUUAAUAUCAAACCUGAUCGUUCCAAUUUUACAUUGGAAAGGAAUUAUGAUCUGAUUCAGGAAUCUCUGAUGGAAAAACGUGAAAUUUUAAUUCCUGGCGAGGAAAUUGAAAUUGAUUCACAUGUUUAUUGUGUUAAUUUGUUUAAAGUAGCAAAUUCGGGUGAUGAAAAUAAAGUAGUGGAAACAGUUGAUGAAAAGAUGAAUUCGGGUGAUGGAAAGGAAUUGAUUCGAAAUAAGGAUCAUUUGUUCUUGGUUGACCAUUUGUUGCAUCAGGAAGAGUGUAAAGAAAUAUUAAAGAAGGAAGAAUCGUUGGGUUUCGAAUCAAUUACUUCUGAAUAUCCGGUUGAGUAUAGAAAUAGCAAGAGAAUUCUUUACAAUGACAAGGAAUUGGCUGCCAAGUUAUGGAAAAGAUUGAAAAAGUACAUGAUUGAUUGUAAUUUUAUGAAACCUUAUGGUUUAGACAGUGAAGGUUAUUGGAUUCCAAUAUCUGUAAACGAAUGUAUGAGAUUGAGCAAGUAUGAACCUGGAAAUUAUUUCAAACCUCAUACUGAUGGUCAAUUUGUGAGAAAUGAUGAUGAGAGAAGUAUUUACACAUUGAUCAUCUAUUUGAAUGAUGGAUUUGUUGGUGGCGAAACUAAAUUCAUGAGAAGAGUUGAUCCUCUCGCUGAAAAUGAAAUGAAAUUCAAGAAUUUAUGUGAAAUUAGUCCCAAGAUGGGAAGUGCAUCUGUGUUUAAUCAUGAUUUGUAUCAUCAGGGAUGUCUAGUAACAGAGGGUGUGAAAUACAUUUUAAGAACUGAAAUAAUGUUCAAGAGAAUUGACUCAGCUGAGCAAUUAGUGACUAAACAAGAUAAUGAUGAGAUCUAUAACAAAGUUAUGGAUCUUUUGCAUGAAAGCGACCAACUGGAAAGGAAGGGGGACACUUACCAAGCAACCAAACGUUAUAUAAGUGCACAGGAAUUAUUGAUCAAAAGUGGACAUUCAACUUCAAUGUUAAUGAAUCCAAAAUUUCUUUCUAAAAGGAAAACUCUCAAUGCUGAGAAUUAUUCAAUGAAGAGCUCAAUUUCUCGAUUACCAGAUGAGAUUAUCUCACAUAUUUGCAAAUUUUUGAAUGACUGGGAAAUUUGCAAGCUCAUUCUUCCACUCGACAGAUAUUUCAAUGAUAUUGGACGAAACUCACCAUUAUGGGAAUGGAUGUAUAUGAAAAAAUGGGGACAUUCUAUCACUAAUUUACUGAAACAAUUUCACUCAAGAAAUAUUGAGGAGCUUAGAAAUCUCAAUUCACAAGACAAUACAAGCUCACUUGAAGAAACACCAACUGAGGAGCAGGAUUGGUUCCAUAUUUAUAUCAUGAAACGAUAUUUUGAAAAGGAGUUUGAACCAAUUUGUGUGGAUUUUGGUCCUGAUAUGUAUUCCUUUACAUAUUUUGCAACCAUUAAUGGAGAUAUCGAAAGAGUUGUAACUAGACCCAUAAAAGGGGCCACCAGACAGUAA
This is a messenger RNA of Naegleria gruberi, 1521 nucleotides long. RefSeq lists its product as uncharacterized. Gene Ontology annotation, molecular function: protein binding; procollagen-proline 4-dioxygenase activity; L-ascorbic acid binding. Gene Ontology annotation, biological process: peptidyl-proline hydroxylation to 4-hydroxy-L-proline. The record is from RefSeq and is a predicted model, not a curated record. The transcript has a single exon. Lineage: Eukaryota; Heterolobosea; Eutetramitea; Acrasida; Naegleriidae. Gene Ontology annotation, cellular component: endoplasmic reticulum. Bases 1 to 1521 code for a protein of 506 amino acids.